Molecule: messenger RNA, 2249 nt
Organism: Mugil cephalus (flathead mullet)
Lineage: Eukaryota; Metazoa; Chordata; Actinopteri; Mugiliformes; Mugilidae
Gene: mdm2
Product: MDM2 proto-oncogene
Exons: 13
Coding region: 235-1803 (522 amino acids)
Biological process (GO): negative regulation of apoptotic process; regulation of cell cycle
Cellular component (GO): nucleus
Molecular function (GO): identical protein binding; ubiquitin protein ligase activity
Source: RefSeq, a predicted model, not a curated record
GCACUUCUACUUCCAGCCAGUGGGGGCGCUGCUGUAACCGAAGAAGAACCAGCAGGAACAACGGAACGAUAAACAGUUUCAACAGACUUGAGUUUUUAGUUGUUUAACUGCGCGGAAAAGCUGUCGGAAAAACCACCGCUGAAGGAUUAUAUUUAAUCACCGGAGAACGAAAAGGAUGGACUGAGUCCUGCACCAGAUCUGCUCUCUGGAAAUACUGGAUCAUUCAUCAUCAACAUGUCUGACACUGAGCUUCACCCGGACGCCAGCGAGCUUCACCCCGACGCCGCAGACGACAACAAACUGGUGAGACCAAAGCUGGAGUUUUGUUCUUUGCUGCAACACGCUGGAGCUACUAAAGAUGUCUUCACCAUGAAGGAGGUGAUGUUCUACCUGGGCCAGUACAUCAUGCAGAAGCAGCUGUACGACCAGAAGCAGCAGCACAUCGUCCACUGCUCCCAGGAUGCACUGGGGCGGGUCCUGGGCCUGGACAGCUUCUCCGUCAAGGAGCCACGAGUUCUGUUUGCGAUGAUCACGAAGAACCUGGUGGCUGUGAAGAGUCAAGAGUCGACUACGGACUCGAGGGAAAAGCAAAGCAACAGUCAGACGGACAGAGGCACAGAGGACGCAGACACAGAAAGUCGCUCGUCAUCGCCGGACAGGAGGAGACGAGGGAGGAGGAGGAGGAGGAGCCGCAGGAGCAGCAGCGAUCCAGGCCCCUCCCACAGGACGGAGGAGGACGAGGACGAGGAGGAGGAGGACGAGGAGGAGGAGGAAGGAGACGGGAGGAAGAGGCGGCGCUCCGACAGCUACUCCCUCACCUUCGACGAGAGCCUGUCGUGGUGUGUGAUUGGUGGACUCGGGAGUGGGCGGGACCGGCGCAGCAGCAGCCAAUCGUCGGACUCUCGCAGCACGUCCGGGAGGUCGGACGUCACGGUCGCCGCCUCAGACUCCGACAGCGACAACUUCAGCGUCGAGUUCGAGGUCGAGUCCGUCGACUCGGACGAUUACAACGAGGACGACGCUUCGCUCUCUGCAGACGACCAGGUUUACGAGGUGACCAUCUUUGAGGCAGACGAUGAAGACUCCUUCGAUGAGGACACAGAAAUCACUGAGGCCGAUUACUGGCGCUGUGUCAAGUGUGACGAGCUGAAUCCUCCUCUCCCCAGAAACUGUCUCCGGUGCUGGACUCUGCGACAGGAUUGGCUGCCGGAGGCGCCGCUCGACUCGGCCGCCUCCGCUCCCAAGACGCUGCCGCCGAAGCCGAGCGGCCAAUCAGACGCCAAAGAAGCAACAGGUCCCGAUGCUGAGGAGAAUGAAGGAGUCGACGUUCCAGACGGGAAAAGAGCAAAAACUCCGACGCCGCCUCCUCCUCCUCCUCUUCUCCUUCAGUCUCAGUGUCUGUCCGACUCCCAGGACGUCCUCCUCACCUCGUCCCAGCCCUCGUCGUCCUCCCUGUCCCAGGAGAAGCUGUGGACUCAGGACUCCCAGCCCUCGUCCUCCUCUUCUUCUGUCGACUCCCAGGAGCUGGUCCCGUCGUCCUCGUCGGCCGCCACGUCCUCCUCGUCCUCCUCCGUCCUCCCCGAGCUGGAGCGCAGCGUCUCGGCCGAGUGGCGUCUCCCGGACUCCUGCCUGGACCCGUGUCUCAUCUGUCAGUCCCGGCCCAAGAACGGCUGCAUCGUCCACGGCCGGACGGGACAUCUGAUGUCCUGCUACGUCUGCGCCCGGAAGCUGAAGAAGAGGAACAAGCUGUGUCCCGUCUGCCGUCUCCCCAUCCAGUCCGUCGUCCUCACCUACCUCAGCUGAGACGCCUCCUUCCCUUCUUUCUUUUUGUCUCAACCUCCUCAGCUGAACCUUUAAAACGAACCCACCAGCUUCACGUUCUCAAACGGUCGGUUCCUGCAACUGGAAGUUUCCUAGAACAGAAAAAAAAAAAAAACUCAGCGUUAAUUCAGAAUUAACUUAUUAUCAGAGUAAUUUGACUUGUUGAAGUGACUAAAAAGAUUUAAACACAUCGUUUGUACCAAAUUGCCUUUUUUUUUUCUUCCAGGAAAUUUCCUAAAACUUAAGAAAUUAAAGGAUUAGCCAGAUGUUAUAUUCUGUAUAAAAAAAAAAUAAUAAUAAAGCAUCAGAAGAUACCUUUAUUUAUUAUUAGUUGUUUAAGAUGAGCGUUUAUUUAAGAUCUUUUUUUCUAAGAUGAAUCUAUGGAGACUUCUAACGUUUCUCAAUAAAGUUUUACGUCUCAUUGUGAA